UGAUAUAGACCACUCAUUCGGUGCUGCUUUUGUGAACAGUUCCAAUUAUUAUUGAGCAAAAACUUAAUUCACACUAAAAUAAUAAUUUAAUUAAAAUAAAAAAAUUAAUAAAAAAUAAAAAAUUCUUCAAUAUAUUUUUUCUUGUGUAGAUUCAUAAAAUUCAAUGGCGGAGGGUACCCCACCACCGGGAUACGACGGAUCUGUUCCGAUAGCAGAAUCACAGCCGAUAAGAACUCAGCCAAAGUUGAGUGGCAGUAACGAUGUAAUCGUAUCUCAACCACUAUUAGGUGGCCAAGCUCCAGUUUCUUCGAUAAACACCUCAAACGCAAUGCCAAUCUGCCCACCUGGGCUGGAAUACCUGACUGCCGUCGAUCAAUUGCUGAUUAAGCAAAAAGUUGAAAUCGCUGAAGCAUUUAUCGGCUUCGAAACAAAGAACAAGUAUGUCAUCAAAAAUUCAAUGGGACAGAAUGUAUUCUGGGCUGUUGAAGAUACUGGUUGCUGCAAUCGUAACUGCUGUGGUGAAAAUCGCUCGUUCGAUAUAAAGAUUUUCGAUGCAUCCCGAAGAGAAGUGUUGCAUUUCUCUCGACCAUCAUGUGAUUGUGCGUGUUUUUGUUGCUGUAUCCCUUGCUGUCCCGAUGCAAUUGAAGUAUCAUCACCACCUGGAAAUUUAAUUGGACGUGUUGUCGAAAAAUGGUCCAUUUGCUAUCCACAAUUUUCGAUUAAAAAUCAACAUGGCGAGGAGAAGCUUCGUAUUGAAGGGCCAUUAUGUACAACCUCUUGUUGUGGCAAUGAUGUUGUGUUUCACGUUGUUACAAAAGACGGUACUCAAAUUGGUAAAAUAAGCAAACAAUGGUCAGGAUUUGCACGCGAAUACUUAACCGACGCCGACAACUUCGGCGUUAACUUUCCAUUGGAUUUGGAUGUUCGAAUGAAAGCCACAUUGCUAGGAGCUUGCAUUUUGAUGGAUAUGAGGUACUUUGAACACACUGAAGGUUCAGGAGAAUCAUGCAAUUGUUUAGGAGGAUUGUGCGAUUGUUUAGGAGAAUCGUGCGAUUGUUUAGGAGAAUCGUGCGAUUGUUUAGGAGAAUUAUGCGAUUGUUCAGACGAUUGAACCAAGACCUAUAAUAAUAAAUAAUGAGUAAUGUUUGAACAAAAACAUACUCUCCUCUCGAUAUUUUCAAUAGAUAUGAUAUUAUCGAUAAUACUACGAUUACAUUUACGUUUUACAUGUUUGUUUUAUAAUAAAUAAUUACUUAU
Messenger RNA from Contarinia nasturtii (swede midge), 1257 nucleotides. Its product is annotated as phospholipid scramblase 2-like. The record is from RefSeq and is a predicted model, not a curated record. Bases 164 to 1111 code for a protein of 315 amino acids. Gene Ontology annotation, biological process: plasma membrane phospholipid scrambling. Gene Ontology annotation, molecular function: phospholipid scramblase activity. Gene Ontology annotation, cellular component: plasma membrane. The transcript has 7 exons. Lineage: Eukaryota; Metazoa; Arthropoda; Insecta; Diptera; Cecidomyiidae.